AAUAUAAUUAAUUAUUUAUGAUUUAUGAAACUAUCAGCUAAGACAGAAUUUCUUCUGUCGAAUCAGAGAUACCAUCCAUCAGCUGGAGCCAGAAGUCAAAGUCAGGUAAAACACAUUCAUGUGGACACAUGCAGUCUAACUGAAUGUACGCUUCAGGUACAGCAGCUUACCCUGAUGUGUGUGAAUGAAGAAACAGCUUGCAGAUGUGCCUGGGCGGGAUAUUUGGAUCUGUUGAUAGCCAAGCAACCACCAACAAGUUCCACCCUCAGUUCUUUUUCUCCUCAGUAACAUGUUUCAGCGUAUCUGGAAUAGUAGAUUAUAAUAUAGCAUAAUGCUUCGCAUCGAACAAAAAUUCUGUAAUGAUCACAAUCAGCUAUUGAACAUCCCUUGUGUGCAAGGUCGCAUGCAUAAAGGUUUUUUGCAUAGGCGGCGCUCGGUUGCACCAGGCAUUUUGCCGAGCUGGAUGGUUGCCACGGGAGAGCAAAAGAUUUCUCAAACAUGCAUGAAAGAAUCUAAACAACACUCCAGGCAUGUUUGAUAAGGGAAUAACAAUAAAGCAUGACGCAAAGUGACUUUACAUAUUAUUUCCCCUUUAAAUCCAUCACAGGUUAUUUAGUUAGAUGUCAUAAUUUCACUUAAAGUUUAGGUGUAAAUAAAUUUACAAACGCAGACUUCAUUCGACUGUAACUGAACUAAUGUUCUCAAGAACAAACAUAGACACCACAGAUAGGUUUGAGCAUGUGAUUAUGUUUCCAAAGUAGGACACAUUGCAUCACUUUAUGCUAACCAAUCAAUGGCAGACUAGACCCUUAAGAGAGGAAAAUGCUAAAAAGAUACUUUCCAUUCACCACAAUAAUCUGAAGACAAUGGCAUUUGCACACUAUGCCUUCUUUCCGACAUGCCUUGUCCUAUGCUUGGUUCAGGAAACUCAUCUGUCAUCAUAUUCAUCUGUUCACCAAGAGAGCAGCUUCACCUCAGCCCAUGUCGGUGGCAAAGUGACCAUUCGAUGUUUCUACAAAGGUGACGAUUCAGCAUGGAUCUGCUGGUACAAACAAAUCCUGGGGCAGAAGCCAAGGCUCAUUUCGAGCUUCUAUAGCUAUGGAACAAAAAGGACUUUUUACCAUGAAUUCCAGAACAGUAGUCGUUUCCAGAUGGAUGCAGAGAAUCACACUUACUACCUGACGGUUUCGGACCUACUUGUCUCAGACUCAGCGACUUACUACUGUGCAGUUAACUAUGCAAAGGUGCUGACUUUUGUAGAGGGAAAAACAGUUAGUGUUAGAGAUUCAGGUUUUGACAGUCAGGCUUCGGUCGAUCAGCCAAAGUACGCCGCCGUCCCGCCGGGAGGCUCUGUGACUCUCAACUGCACAGUACAAACUGGGAGCUGUGGUGGAGAACACAGAGUUUACUGGUUCAGAAACUCUGAUGGCUCUCCACCAGGACUGGUUUAUGGACACGGAGCCAAGAGUGAGCAGUGUGAGACAAAUCCCUACAGACAGACACACACCUGUGUGUAUGACCUGCCUGUGGAGAAUCUGGAUGCGUCUCAUGCUGGGACCUAUUACUGCGCCGUCGCCUCCUGUGGACACAUUGUUUUUGGAAACGGAACCACGCUGAAUUUCUCCUUAGGAGAAGAAAACAUCUUGGUGUACCUGUUUGUGGGAUUUGGGUUUGGGUCUGUCACCACCGCCCUGGUUGUUUUACUGAUUAUCUUUGUGAACAGGAGAAAGACAAGACGUCACCAAGCCACGGAGUCCAGACGGCCUGUGGCCUGGACCACAAUAACCGAGGAUAAUCACAGAGACUCAGGCGACCUCCACUAUGCAUCUAUAAAUGUUGAGUCAUCCAGCAGAUCACAGAAACAGAGGAAGAGCAGCCAGUCUGUCCGCCUCUGCUCUAGUGUAAAAAAUGAGAAAUAAAGAUCCUUUACUAUUCAGAAUCGCUGAGGCUUUUCAUAAUGUGAAUGAUUUUUGUUCUCUGAAUUGAGAUAAACUUUCUAAGGCUUAAAUAAGAUGGCAAAUUUAUUUCUUUAGGAUCUUUUUUUUUUAACUAAGGCAGCUUUCUAUUUUUGCUGUUAGUAUUCUUCUGCUCACUUCAUAUGAACGAGUCAAUGAAUACAUUUUUCUUGGCUUCAACAAUAUUUCUUUUCGUACACGAUGCUAUCUGCGUUUUUCCCACAAUAAAGGUGUU
Molecule: messenger RNA, 2190 nt
Organism: Xiphophorus couchianus (Monterrey platyfish)
Lineage: Eukaryota; Metazoa; Chordata; Actinopteri; Cyprinodontiformes; Poeciliidae
Product: immunoglobulin kappa light chain-like
Exons: 5
Coding region: 780-1919 (379 amino acids)
Biological process (GO): response to bacterium
Source: RefSeq, a predicted model, not a curated record